GUCACCCGAGUUGACCCGAUCCUAACCCGACCCAACCCGCCCAUUUGCCAGGUCUACAUGAAAGGAAAUGCAAGGGCCAGCAUGAAGGAUGUCAAAAAGGAGCAAAAUUGGACCCAUGCAAGAAACCCAACGGAUCGAUUCUUCUGCACUUCAGCAGCCGCGCACCCUCUCGUUCUCUGCAAGCCGAUUUUUCCGUCUGGGAGCUGCUCUCACUGCCGCCAUCUGCCUUCUUCCUCUUCGAGGAGUUCGGGCAGCAGGAAACAGAGGAUAUCUGGAGCUUUCUCUGGCGAAGUCUCAGACGCAGGCGACAGGGUUGCAAUCACAGGAAAGGAACUUGCAAUCUCAAGAAGUCCAGCUGGCGAUUGGGAAGAGAAAGACAUUGAGCUUUGUUUUAUUGUGAACUUGUAGGGUUUGAGGUAUUUUCGGGCAUUUGCUGGCUGUGACGGAGGAGACAGCUAUGGCAGAACUUAGUCUGGGGAUCCUUAUAGAUAUUGUUGAUGAUGAGUGGAUGAGGGACACUCUACCUGAUGAUGAUCAAGAGAAUCAACAAGUGGAUGAAGACACUUGGCAUGAUCUUGCAUUAGGUACUCAGUAAGGCUUCACAUUAGCAGUCCUUGGAACCUUGUUACUGAGAGCAUUUGUUCUCAGGAUUUGAAAUUAGAUGCCUCAGUCUUUUUUCUGUGUUUGUGUCUGUCAGUCUGAAUGUUAAACUCUUUCUCUUUUUUCUGUGUGCAUGUGAAAAUGUUGAAAACAGAGUAACAUUAAUUUUAUGCACAAAUGUUCACAUAAACUUGAUUCGAGUUAACAAGGCUGCUUAUACCUGUUUGAUGGUUAGCGAUAACUCCAUUUCUGAAAAACAAAGUUAGUAAUUGUAUCAUGUUCAAGUAGAUGAAAAGAUAAAUCAACAAUUAAGUA
This is a messenger RNA of Rubroshorea leprosula, 915 nucleotides long. NCBI's taxonomy places the organism in Eukaryota, Viridiplantae, Streptophyta, Magnoliopsida, Malvales, Dipterocarpaceae. The record is from the annotation of a GenBank genome assembly.